This is a messenger RNA of Nyctereutes procyonoides (raccoon dog), 2861 nucleotides long. RefSeq names its product parvin beta (gene PARVB). Gene Ontology annotation, molecular function: actin binding. The record is from RefSeq and is a predicted model, not a curated record. Gene Ontology annotation, biological process: substrate adhesion-dependent cell spreading; lamellipodium assembly; actin cytoskeleton organization. The transcript is spliced from 13 exons. Lineage: Eukaryota; Metazoa; Chordata; Mammalia; Carnivora; Canidae. Gene Ontology annotation, cellular component: actin cytoskeleton; lamellipodium; cytoplasm. Bases 62 to 1102 code for a protein of 346 amino acids.
GGGCGGCGAGGGCGGCUCCCACUCGCGCGGCGCCGGCCGGGUCCCCGCGCGGCCCCCGCUCAUGUCCUCCGCGCCCCCGCGCUCGCCCACCCCGCGGCCCCGCAGGAUGAAGAAGGACGAGUCGUUCCUGGGCAAGCUCGGCGGCACGCUGGCGAGGAAGAAGAAGGCCAAGGAGGUGAGUGACCUGCAGGAAGAAGGCAGACAUGCCAUCAACUCGCCGAUGUCCCCCGCCUUGGCGGAUGUUCACCCCGAAGACAUGCUGCUAGAGGAGAACGAGGAGCGCACGAUGAUCGACCCCACCUCCAAGGACGACCCCAAAUUCAAGGAGCUUGUCAAGGUUCUCAUCGACUGGAUCAAUGACGUCCUGGUGGAGGAGAGGAUCAUUGUGAAGCAGCUGGAGGAGGACCUUUACGAUGGCCAGGUGCUUCAGAAGCUCUUGGAAAAGCUGGCCGACUGCAAGCUGAACGUGGCCGAGGUGACACAGUCUAAGAUAGGCCAGAAGCAGAAGCUGCAGACGGUGCUGGAAGCGGUACACGGCCUGCUGCGGCCCCACAGCUGGGCGCUCCAGUGGACCGUGGACUCUAUUCACGGGAAGAACCUGGUGGCCAUCCUGCAUCUCCUCGUGGCCCUGGCCAUGCACUUCCGGGCCCCGAUCCGUCUCCCCGAGCAUGUGUCUGUGCAAGUGGUGGUCGUACGGAAGCGGGAAGGCCUGCUGCAUUCCAGCCAUGUCACAGAAGAGCUGACCACAACGACAGAGAUGAUGAUGGGUCGCUUUGAGCGCGACGCCUUCGACACGCUCUUUGACCACGCCCCGGACAAGCUCAGCGUGGUGAAGAAGUCUCUCAUCACGUUUGUGAACAAGCACCUGAAUAAGCUGAACUUGGAGGUGACAGAGCUGGAGACCCAGUUUGCAGAUGGCGUGUACCUGGUUCUGCUCAUGGGCCUUCUGGAAGACUACUUUGUGCCCCUGCACAACUUCUAUCUGACCCCAGACAGCUUCGACCAGAAGCCAGCGCCCUGCACUGGGCCUGUUGCGGCCUGUGGAUGUACCGAUUCUGCUCUCGCUGCCCUGGCAGGUCCACAACGUGGCGUUUGCCUUUGAGCUGAUGCUGGACGGAGGGCUCAAGACACCCAAGGCUCGGCCUGAAGAUGUGGUGAACCUGGAUCUCAAAUCCACCCUGAGAGUUCUUUACAACCUGUUCACCAAAUACAAGAACCUGGAGUGACAGCAGUGAGCCGCAGAGCCUGUGCCGGGCGUGCGGGCCUGGCUUCCCCCACCCCACCCCACCCCACCCCACCCCACCCCAUCCCACCCUACCCCUGCUCCACUGGCCUGUUUGUGUCAUUGCUCAUAAGCUCCGUAGUGUAACACACAGUGGGCAGCAUCCUUUAAAAUGCAGGGCUCGGCACUCCCCUGUGCUUGCGUGGGCCCCAUGGGUGCUCACGGGACACUAGUUGGCCCUGAUCCCACCCAAAUCCCCCAGCCUGUGGGAGGGGCGCCCCGCAAGCCUUUCCACGGAGGAGUUAACGACCGCGGGUGAUCACAGCAGCCCCGACCGCUCUGCAGGAGCCAUGGGUCAGCUUGACCGGUGCGGGCGACUCUCCUUGGAAGCAAGGCCUUUUUAGUAAAAAGCGUUUUGUAGUUUUAAAAACUCCCCUCUAAAAUCCCAGAAGCUUCUGAUGGGAUGGGAGGGCCCGCCCCCGCCCCGCCCCCGCCCCUGCCCCACAUUCUGCCUCUUGAUCAGCCAGUAUUCUUUUCAUCUACCUUUUGCACAAACGUCUAAGACCCGGGUGACCCUCAGCUGCCACUGCGUGGGAGGCAGGAUUUGCUGAAGCGAUGUUGGAGGGGGAUUUUUUGGUGCUGUUUUGGGGUUUUGUUUUUGGUUUUUUUGAUGACAGCCAAGUAAGUGGGCUGCGUCAGGAGCCAGAUCUAAAAUGUUGCUUGACACAUCUCAGAGGCCCUGUUUGGGAAUCGAUGCAUUUUUAAGCUUUUAAAAAACGGAGUCUCUCCAUUUGCAGGGGCCGCUGUAACAAAGUGGGGACUUAGACGACAGGAAAACAGGACUGUGUUGUCUCCCAGCAGCGGAGGCCCAAAGCCCAGCAUUGAGGCAGGGCUGGCGCCGCUGGAAGCCCCUCUCCUUGGCUUGCAGGUGGCCAUCCCUCCCCCGUGUCCUCCCUCUGUCCCUGGCUGUGUCCUAAUCUCCUCUUAUAAGGACACCAGCCAUAAGGAUGAGGGCCACCCAUGUGACCUCUUUGUAACGUCCUGGCCUCUGCAAAGACCCCAUCUCCAAGUAUGGUGACAUUCUGAGGUGCUCAGGGUUAGAGCUUCAACAUAUGGAUUCCGGGGGACACAGUUCAGCCCUUACUGGGGGGAUACGAAGUCUUGCGUGGCUUUCUGGAACCCUGCUGGCAUCUCCCACUGGGUACUCCGGAAAGGGAUGCUCUUGGUCCCCUCCCCUACUCACCUUGGCUCAAGAGAGAUGGGGGGGCCUCCCCUCUGCUGAGGGGGGCACCUGCACUGUGUCACUGCACCUGCAGCGCCCCCGCCAGCAGCCUCCUCCCUGGGCUCAGCAUUUGCUGCCAAGCAGGACGGGCCUUUCUCAUCUCAGAUUUUCACCUUCCCGCUGUCGAUCGAUCGGAGCUGUUGAGCUGGUUGUUAGUAUUAAAUCGAACGCCGGCGCUCGCGACUCAGGAAACCCUUUGCUGUUGUGUCUCAGCUCUACAGCCGCCAGGCUGGCGGGAGUUUCCAAAUAACUGUUCUGAUGGAAGUGGUUUCCCAGCAGGGGCAAGAAAUAAUUAAAACAGUAUUACGGUGUCUCUUGUGGGAUGCGGUGACAUUAAAGGGCCACUUUGACAAAAUA